Ctenocephalides felis (cat flea) is the source of this 861-nucleotide messenger RNA. Its product is annotated as zinc finger protein 525-like. Gene Ontology annotation, molecular function: RNA polymerase II cis-regulatory region sequence-specific DNA binding; DNA-binding transcription factor activity, RNA polymerase II-specific. Gene Ontology annotation, biological process: regulation of transcription by RNA polymerase II. The record is from RefSeq and is a predicted model, not a curated record. The transcript has a single exon. The coding region runs from base 7 to 846 and encodes 279 amino acids. Lineage: Eukaryota; Metazoa; Arthropoda; Insecta; Siphonaptera; Pulicidae.
UCAAACAUGUCUGAAGAAACAAAUUCAAACAAAACAAUUAAAACCGAACCGAUCGAUGAUUAUCUUCAAGUUAAACAGGAAUUCGAUGAUUAUGAAAAUACAUUAGAUUUGUAUAUGGAUGAUGAUAUAUGUCUGCAGCAGUUUCUAAAAUCUGAGGUUACAAUUGAUGAGGAAAUAAAACAAGAGACGACUGAUGACCAACAUGAUGUGACUAGUAUAAAUAAAACAGUUUUAGAUGAAAAUUCUUCUGUAUGUAACGACGAGAUCAGUGAAUCAAGUACGAUAGUCGAUAGUACAAACAAAACAUUAGAAAAAGUUUCAGGAAAAGAUAAGACAACUAGUAAGUUUAAAUACAAAUGUAAAUCAUGCAGUAAAAUAUUUGUAUCCAAACGUAACUUGAAACAACAUGAAAGGAUCCAUACUGGAGAACGGCCUUAUGAGUGUAAAAUAUGCAAUAAAACAUUUUUGCAGUCAAGUACUUUAAGACAGCACUUAUCAGUUCAUACUGGAGAACGGCCUCAUGAGUGCAAAAUAUGCAAUAAAAGAUUUGCACUGAUAGUUAGUUUAAGAAAGCAUUCAUCAGUGCAUACUGAAGAACGCGCUUAUGAAUGUGAAAUAUGCAAUAAAAAAUUGAAAACAAAACAAACAUUAACUCAACAUAAAAUAGUACAUACUGGGGAACGGCCUUAUGAGUGUAAUAUAUGCAAUAAAACAUUUUCACAGUCAAGUAGUUUAAGACAGCAUUUAUCAGUGCAUACUGAAGAACGACCUUAUCCAUGUGAUAUAUGCAAUAAAAGAUACAAAACAAAAGAUAUAUUAAUGCGACAUGAAAGAGGACAUACUUGAGAACAAACUGUAAAA